UCCUAUAACUUAAAAUUAAAAGCGGAAGGUCCGCACUUGGUGUUCCGUUCGUGUAGUGUGUUAUCGUUUCAGUGGCUGUUCCAUUUAAAAUCUCCCCUCGUCUUUCUUUAAAUAACGUGAUAAUCUCAAAUUUGGCGUAAGAAAUUUGCCCCCGUUUACGCGCAAACUGCAUCCAGGUCGAAAAAAAGGCGCAUCGUAUGUCAAAUUGGGGUGGUAUCGUAUGACAUCUCCCUUAAAAGAUUAUUAUUAUUUCGCCACGAAAAUGAAGAUUUAUAAAAUGUCGACGUUAUUACAGAUUGUUAGAAGUCCCGAAGGUAUUUUUCGUGUAACAAAACUAAUUUAAACAAAUUUGUGUAAUUGUGACUCAUUUAGCGUUUUAAAAAAAAGUGGAAGUGUCUCCGAACAGCCUCCCCGAGAUUCCACCCGUUGUGUUUGACUCGAAACUCUUUCAGUCCUGCGAUAUGAUUGCAAUCGAAAGUUUCAAUUACAAUUCCUUCGUUUCCGCUGUACGACUUAAUAAAAUCAACGCGCUGUGCACGAAUAAGAUGUCCAAGGCAGAAUCAGUCUUCACUCGGCCCAGAGUAGGAUAUCGAGCAAAGAACGACCCUGGAGACUGACAUCGAUUUAUCAAGAAUUGUCACAAUGCAUUCGCUGCCCUGACAUUUACUUGAUGUUGAAGGGUUUCCAGGGUUUUGAGAUCGAAUUGUUGAAAUUGAAAUACGCCGAAGAUAUCAAUCAGUGUGUAGUGGAAAAAUACGGUGUGGUGUUGAGAGAAAGGGUACAAAACUUCUGAGUGUAAUUUUGGUACUUAAAGCAAGGAGGAGGAGAGUUUGUUUUAACGUUUAAUAAUAAUUUAGUUUCUUACACGUAAAACCAGUGAGUAAUUGCGUUAGUGACAAUGAGUAAUCAACCGCGGAGAGGUUACUUCCAUUUUUCCUUUCAGAGGAAUAAAAAUUGCGACCAGAACAAUUCGGAGCAGCAGGCGGGCCUUUUAAAAGGUCUCUCCAUAAAUGCGCCCGACAACACAAUGUUCAUCAACAAGGGGAAGGACGACCAAAUGGAAAUUUGCGGUUACAAACCUAGCAAACUUCGUUUGGCGGUAACGUACCUUUUUAUUGUGCUAACGUGCGGAUUGCUACGGUUGCUCUUCCAUUGGAUUCCGCAUUUGUACCUGCGCGCGACCUGCGUCCCGUGCCCCGUAAACGAAGCCGAACAGCUCCUGAUAACGGAGCUCUACAACGGAAAGCACAAGAUCUACCAUGUGAAACAGCUGCGCGUCUUGACGCCCGAAAGCGUCCGAAAGCUGAAGAGCGACGACAAUCGGCUCAACCAUCACAAUCACUACGUGCCCCAGCUCGAGAACUCUCUGCUCUCGGUCCACUUCGGCGAGGGCAUCUUCCGGGAGCUGGACAGGCUGCUGAUAUUUACGUGCAAGAAGGUCACGUAUAUUUGGAACCGCGAGGUGUCCGAGUUCGUGAAGCUGCGCGGUCUCGACCAGCACGUGCUCAGCGAGACGCUGCACAGAAGCAAAGGCCUGAGCAUCGGGGAGCAGUUCAUGCGCAGGUUGGUCUACGGGUCGAACGAGAUUACGGUCAAGGAGCUGCCGGUGGUCACGCUGCUUUUCCUGGAGGUCCUGAAUCCGUUCUACAUCUUCCAGCUUUUCAGUUUUUGCCUUUGGUUCGCCGACAGCUACUACUACUACGCCGCCGCCAUCAUGAUCAUGUCGGUGUUCGGCAUCACGAUGACCGUGAUACAGACGCGACGGAAUCAGCGCAACCUGAAGUCGACGGUUCACAGCUCGGACGUCAUCAGCGUCGUGCGCUCAAAGCCGAAGAGCGCCCUGGACGAUCACGCGGAGAACGACGAGGUCGUCACCGAGGUCAUUUCGACCGAGCUGCUGGUGCCGGGCGAUGUCAUCGAAAUACCGCCGCACGGUUGCAUUUUGCACUGCGACGCCGUUUUGUUGACCGGAAACUGCAUCCUGAACGAAUCUAUGCUCACAGGCGAGAGCGUCCCCGUCACCAAAACCCCUCUGCCCGACCUUCCGAAUUUGUACUACAAUUCCAAGGAGCAUGCCCGCCACACGUUAUUUUGCGGCACGCAGGUGAUUCAAACCAGAUACUUCGGCAACGAGAAGGUCUUAGCGGUCGUGAUACGUACCGGCUUUUGCACGGCCAAGGGGGGGCUGGUAAGGAGCAUUCUUUACCCCCCACCCGUCGAUUUUCGAUUCGAGAACGACUCGUAUCGCUUCAUUAUGCUUUUGGCCGCAAUUGCAGGCGUAGGUUUCGUUUACACCAUCGUCACUAAGAUUCUGAGAGGAAUACCCGCCGCGGAUUUGGUGUUGGAAGCCUUAGACUUGAUUACGAUCGUCGUACCGCCGGCUCUCCCGGCCGCGAUGACCGUUGGACGUCUGUACGCGCAGACUCGGCUCAGGAAGAACCAAAUUUUUUGCAUAUCUCCUCGCACGAUAAACGUGUCGGGUUCGAUCGACUGCAUCUGCUUCGAUAAGACCGGCACUUUGACCGAAGACGGAUUGGAUUUGCUUUGCAUCGUCCCGGUUGACAAACAGAAUUUUCUGCCAUCCGUUAAGAACGUCGAAAGCUUGCCUUAUAAUACGUUCGUGUGCGGGCUGGUCUCCUGUCACUCUCUGACGAUAAUUGAUAAGCAAGUAACUGGGGAUCCGUUAGAUUUAAAGAUGUUCGAGAGCACGAAGUGGUCAAUCGAAGAGCACGACGUCUCUGACAACACAAAAUUCAACAUGAUAUUCCCGACCGUUUUGAAGCCGCCGAAAAAUCGACCGCCCGAAAACCGAAUAAUCGAGGACAUCGACCUUCAGAUCGGCAUAAUUCGCGAGUUUCCGUUCUCGAGCAGCUCGCAGCGCAUGGGCGUGAUCGUGCGCAAGCUCGGCGCGCAGAACUUCGAGUACUACUGCAAGGGCUCGCCGGAGAUGAUCGUCACGUUCGUGCGCAAGGAGACGAUUCCGAGCGACUUCUACGACGUCCUCGAGACGUACACGCAGGAGGGGUACCGCGUCAUCGCGAUGGCGCACAAGGAGCUGAAGAUGUCGUACGCGAAGGUGCAGCGAGCGCAACGGGACGUCAUCGAAACGGACCUCACCCUCUUGGGCCUCAUCGUGCUGGAAAAUCGCCUGAAGCCCCAGACGAUUCCGUGCAUUCGGAAUCUGAACGACGCGAAUAUUCGCGUGAUUAUGGUCACAGGCGACAACAUCCUCACGGCGCUGAGCGUCGCGAGGGAUUGCGACAUCGUAACUCCCGGCCAAAGCGUCAUCACGAUCAACUGCGACAACAGCACGCCGCCUCAGCUCUCCUACACACUCUCGAACACCAAACGCAAAACCUCACUGCCCGUCGACUACAGCCUCCUGUCGAACUCGGCGAGCAUACAGAGCUUGGACACGUUAGAAUCGCAGACCGUUACCAACAACAUGAGCCGCACCGAGGUCAACAAGCUCAAGCCGAAGUCGCUGUACAACAACUAUCGCUUCACCAUGAGCGGAAAGGUCUGGGGUGUCAUUCGGGAUUACUAUCCCGAGCUCAUUCCGAGAUUGGUCACCAGAGGGAGUAUUUUCGCCAGGAUGUCGCCCGAUCAAAAGCAGCAGCUGAUCGAGGAACUGCAGAGUAUGGGGUAUUGCGUUGCGAUGUGCGGCGACGGAGCGAACGAUUGCGGCGCCCUCAAGGCGGCCCACGUGGGAAUCUCGCUGUCCGAGGCCGAAUCCUCGGUCGCCAGCCCGUUCACCUCGAAGAACGCGAACAUCACCGCGGUCCUCGACAUAAUCAAGGAGGGACGCGCCGCCCUCGUGACGAGCUUCGGCAUUUUUAAGUACAUGGCGUCGUACAGCCUCUGUCAGUUCAUUUCGGUGAUGAUACUCUACAGUAUCGAUUCGAAUUUGACCGACAUGCAGUACCUAUACAUAGAUCUAUUUAUCAUAUCGAUUUUCGCGUUUUUCUUCGGCCGAACCGAGGCGUACUCCGGUAAGCUGGUCAAGGAGACGCCGCUAAGUAGUUUAAUUAGUGUUAGUCCCGUAUUAUCGUUACUUAUUCACCUUUCGUUAACCGUCGCGUUCCAAGUCGCGUCGUUUGAACACUUGAAGACGCAGGAGUGGUUCGUGCCGUUUAACUCGAGCCUUAAGGACGAGAAGGAUUCGGUCGCGUGCGUUGAGAACUACACGAUUUACACGUUGUCGAGUUUUCAGUACAUUAUUCUGGCGAUCGUGUUCAGUAAGGGCAAGCCGUACAGGCAGAGCGUGUGCUCGAACUACGGCCUGAUCGUUUCGGCAAUCGCGCUCACCGCCUUCUCAAUUUACAUGGCGCUGUGGCCGGCGACGUACUUAACGAGCUGGUUCGAGCUGAUCGUGCCCGAGGAUUUCACGUUUCGGAUGUACUUAAUUCUCUACGCCGGUCUAAACUUUGUGAUCAGCAUUUUCGUCGAGAUAUUCGUAAUCGACUUCGUCUUCUUCAAGAAGUUGCGCUUUAAGUUCCACGACGUUUACAAGUCCAAGCGGAAGUACCUCGCGACGGAACGCGACCUACAGGCGGACGCCAAGUGGCCGGUGCUCACGUCGGAAUUUAAAUCGGCCGCGAGCCCGCUGACCCCCGUCACGCACUGCACCGCCGAGAUCGUCGUCGAAAAGGAGAACAAAUUCGACAAGAACCACGUCCUGAACUGCCUCUACAACAAGAACUCAAAGGUCGGCGUCCACAACAUUAACCUCGAGCUCCUGAAGAAGUCGAACGAGUCGUCGCCGGCGCACAGCGCCAGCAAUGACAGCGAGAGCGACUUCUACCACAGCUUCGACAGCAACUCGCCGACCACGCCCGAGAGAAUCAACCUGAACCUGUGCCCGGCCGAGCUGCAGUUCCGACCGACCGUGGCAAACGGAAAAGGUCACGUCGCAAAUUUAGAAAUGAAUAGCUUUGAAAAUAGCUGAGUUUUACUUUACUUUAGAAUUUUAAGUAGCCUCUCAGUCACUGAUAACUUCAGCGCCCUCUCGAGUGAGUAUUAUAAGGUUAGUGUAUUGACAAUAAGGGAGGUUCAUUCCAAAGGCUGAUUCGAAAAUACGGGUCGGUCGAACCGACCCAACUUCCACACGUGCGCUUUAAUUCGAUUGUAUCUCUCUACAAUAAAGAGAAGGAAAUAAAACACGUUAGGUCUUUUUGCGGUGGGGUUUUUCCAUUUUCAAUAGCUUUAAUCGUGACGCCGCCGCAAGUAAAAUACGGUUGUCAUUAUUGUGUAAUUUUUUGAUACAAAAUAUAGGUAAUUAUAGAUCAAUGUCGUUAUAGGAUCGAUGGUGCUUAGUAGGUUCCUUAAUUGUAUCAGGUACUUAAGUGUGAUUUUUAAUAAAUAACUAACUGUAGUGUUUA
Molecule: messenger RNA, 5381 nt
Organism: Photinus pyralis (common eastern firefly)
Lineage: Eukaryota; Metazoa; Arthropoda; Insecta; Coleoptera; Lampyridae
Product: probable cation-transporting ATPase 13A3
Exons: 9
Coding region: 899-4948 (1349 amino acids)
Biological process (GO): intracellular calcium ion homeostasis; polyamine transmembrane transport
Cellular component (GO): membrane
Molecular function (GO): P-type transmembrane transporter activity; ATP binding; ATP hydrolysis activity
Source: RefSeq, a predicted model, not a curated record